This is a messenger RNA of Eruca vesicaria subsp. sativa (arugula), 2095 nucleotides long. NCBI's taxonomy places the organism in Eukaryota, Viridiplantae, Streptophyta, Magnoliopsida, Brassicales, Brassicaceae. The record is from the annotation of a GenBank genome assembly.
AUGAAGGUGGGAUUCGAAAUACAACGAGCCUUACAAGCCUUGCUCAACAAGGCGACAGUUGACGGCGGCGCGUACGGUCACCUCCUCCACCACUUCACCCGCCACCGUCUCCCUCUCCACGCGCUACAGCUUCACGCACGAAUAAUCCUCUCCUCCAUCACGCCUGACAACUUCCUCGCUUCAAAGCUCAUUAAUUUCUACACCAGAGAGAACCGUUUCCGCCAAGCCCUCCAUGUGUUCGACGAAAUUACCGUUAAAAAUGCAUUCUCUUACAAUGCACUUCUCAUCGCCUACACUUCGCGUGAGAUGUAUUUCGAUGCUUUCAACUUGUUCUCGUCGUGGAUUAGAUCCUCGGGUAGUACUGCUAGGCCAGAUUCUAUUACCAUCUCUUGUCUGUUGAAGUCCCUGUCGGGUUACGAUGGUUUCUUGUUGUGUUCACUGGCUCAGCAAGUUCAUGGGUUUGUGUUACGAGGUGGGUUUGAUUCUGAUGUCUUCGUGGGCAAUGGGUUGAUCACUUACUAUACAAAGUGUGACGAUAUUGUAUCUGCGAGGAAAGUGUUCGAUGAAAUGUCUGAGAGAGAUGUCGUCUCGUGGAACUCUAUGAUUUCCGGGUAUUCUCAAAGUGGGUCUUACGAGGAGUGUAAAGAGUUGUAUAAAGUAAUGUUAGGUUGUCCUGAACUGAAGCCUAAUGGAGUUACUGUAAUAAGCGUGUUGCAGGCGUGUGGACAAUCAAGCGAUCUUGUUUUGGGGAUGGAAGUUCACAAGAAGAUGAUUGAGAGUCAUAUUCAGAUGGAUUUAUCCUUGUGUAAUGCUGUGAUUGGUGUUUAUGCUAAAUGUGGUAGUUUGGAUUACGCAAGAGCGUUGUUUGAUGAGAUGAGUGAGAAAGAUUCUGUGACCUACGGGGCUAUAAUAUCAGGUUAUAUGGCUCAUGGUCUUGUCAAGGAAGCAAUGGAUUUAUUCAGUGAGAUGGAGAGUGUUGGUUUGAGUACUUGGAAUGCUGUGGUUUCGGGUCUUAUGCAGAAUAAUAAUCACGAGGAGGUUAUAGAUUCGUUUAGGGAGAUGAUAAGAUGUGGCAACAGGCCAAACACGGUGACCCUUUCGAGCCUUCUUCCUUCGUUGACAUAUAGUUCAAAUCUGAAAGGGGGUAAGGAGAUUCACGCUUUUGCCAUCCGUAAUGGUUCCGACAACAAUAUAUAUGUUGCUACCUCCAUCAUAGAUAACUAUGCCAAAUUAGGAUUUCUCCAAGGAGCUCAGAGGGUUUUUGAUGCCUGUAAAGAGAGGAGUUUGAUUGUCUGGACUGCGAUUAUAACAGCGUACUCUAUUCAUGGGGACUCUGAUUCUGCUUAUAGUCUUUUUAACCAGAUGAUAUGUCUUGGAAUUAAGCCAGACAAUGUCACUUUAACUGCUCUUCUUUCAGCUUGUGCACACUCUGGAGAAUCAGAGAAGGCGCAGAGCAUGUUUGAUUCUAUGUUACCGAAGUAUGGUAUUGAGCCUGGAGUUGAGCACUAUGCUUGUAUGGUAAGUGUUCUUAGCCGAGCUGGCAAACUCUCGGAUGCAAUGGAGUUCAUUUCUAAGAUGCCAGUUGAACCUAUACCUAAAGUUUGGGGUGCAUUGUUGAAUGGGGCUUCCGUUCUUGGUGAUGUGGAGAUUGCGAGGUUCGCUUUUGAUCACUUAUUUGAGAUGGAACCUGAAAAUACAGGGAAUUACAUUAUCAUGGCGAAUAUAUACACUCAAGCGGGGAGAUGGGAAGAAGCUGAGAUUGUAAGGGAUAAGAUGAGAAGAAUCGGACUGAAGAAAAUCCCUGGAACUAGCUGGAUCGACACUGGUAAAGGAUUACGAAGUUUCAUUGCGAAAGAUAGUUCGUGUGAGAGAAGCAAAGAGAUGUAUGAGACAAUAGAGUGUUUGGUUGAGUCAAUGAGUGACAAAGAGUGUAUCAUUAAACAAGAGCUUGAUGAAACUUAUUGAUUUUUCUUGCCAUGCAGUCGAAUGAGUUCAAAGGUUUCUUGUGGGGCUUCUCAAGGAGAUACUAUGUAAUGAUUUUGCUUUUCAUGAUAUGUUGUUGUUGUGAUUGAACAUAAGGUUGAAUGGUCGGUAA